CGGAGUGUGGAGCGGGAAGAACUGUCGAGGCAAACCUUUUGUUUAUUUUGUUUCUGAGUGAAAUGAAAAGAUAUUUAAGUCUCAUAAUGACGUGAAACCAAAAUGUUUCACUUUUUAGUAAAUGAAAAACGGGUGGCGAGCUUUCAGACGACAGAGUUGUCUGAGUUAGCAAGCUAGCAGUUUUCUGUGUAACUGCGGAGUUCCAUCAAGAGGUGGAUUUUUCCUUUCUGAAAUUCAUCACCAAUGGCCUCCAAAGAUUGGCAGCAUCCUUACGUCAACAUAUUCAAACAUGUCAGAGUUGAAGACUGGAAAAGGUCUAAAAAACAAGGAGAUGUGUCUGUCUACAUGGACAAGAAACUGAAGUGCUCAGUGUUCCGUAUCCGGGGUCCUGUUCCUGCAAACAGUUACAUCUUGAUGCCCCAAAACGGCAACCACUCUCUGGGGCUGACGGGUCGUUAUUUCUACCUUCUCUUUCGGCCGACCCCUGCCAAAUACUUUGUAGUGCACAUGGAUGUUGCUGCAGAGGAGAGCCAAGCGAUCCGCAUCUCCUUUUCCAACAUGUUCAAAGAGUUCAAAUGCACGGCUACAUGGCUUCAGUUUCCGUUCCUGUGUACAGCUGCAAAGGAUACCGUUCAUGAAUGCACUGCCAAGUCAGCCAGACAUGGAUUAGUGGGUCCAGCGCCCUCUCUGGUAUUAUGGACUUGCUUGAUGCUGGAUCUGCAGUACACACUAUCAACCUACCUCACCCGCCACUACCGCCAUCUGAAGAGCGUCAAGCUUUGUGCCAACAUGACAGUGAAAAACAUGUUCAUAAGCGACCUUCUGUUCGAGCCUGGAUUGUCCUUCAGUGAAGCCAAGCUGAAGGGUCUGGCGUGUUCUCAGGGUACAAGUCCCAUGCCCAGAGAGAUGUCAUUCCCCGUGCCGAAGGGGAGCUGCUGGCACGACCACUAUGAUUACAUCAGGUUUCCCGCUGAAGGAACAAAGUUAUCCUUUGACUCCAUUCAAAAAGACAAUAAAGCGCAUGAGUCUACUUGUGUAGCCAAUCAGAAAAGCCCCAUCAGAGAGUCGUCUCACUCUGACAACAUCAGCAAACCAACUCAAGAUUCUGUGUCCUUCAUCCAGCAGAUCACUACCCCGGUAUCAGUCCCAGAUGAUCAGACACCACAGGUGACCAACAUGCCCGAGCUGGAUCCAGUUCCCACCAGCCAGGAAGAGGACCAGCUUUUCAACCAUGAUGACCAUGAUCAGCAGGAGUCACCUUGCUCCACUUUGCAUUCCCUGACAUCCAGGCUGGACUAUGAUGCCAGUGGUGGAGGUGCUCAUGUGUACGGGCAUCCUGAGGAUGGCAGCCAUGAAGAAAGUGAUGAUGGCAAGUUUGAUUUCUCUGCUGUUUCGUGCCACUUGCCAUCAGUCAAUGACACCGAACAGCAGCUGCUUCCAUAUAACAUUCUCAAGCUCAAAAGAAUCAUCGGUUUUGGAGGAGGCACCGCCAAAUACGCUCUGUGGACCAGAUCGGGUGAUGAAGUGGUGUAUCCGUGUCAUGCAGUUAUCGUCUCGAUGAAGAUUGUCUCUAAGCAACAGAGAUUUUUCAUGGGCCACAGUGAUAAGGUGUCUGCUCUAACAUUCAAUGGAAACACAACGGUUCUUGCCUCAGCACAAUCUGGCACCCACAGUUUACUUCGAGUGUGGGAUUAUCACCAAGGAAAGUGUCUGGCCAUCUGGAGGAUUAAUGCUCAGUCAUUAACGACUCUAAGCUUCUCAUAUAGUGGUGACGUUCUCUGCGGAGUCGGCAAAGACAGCCAAGGCAAAAACAUGGUGACUGUGUGGAACACCCUGAAAGUCCUUAAAGGUGGAAAAUUGACCAUUUUAGGCAAAGUGAACACUGACGUGGAUAUCCACACCAUGAAGGUCACUUACUUUGAUGAUACAAGGAUGGCGUCAUGUGGUCACGGAAAUGUUCGUUUAUGGCAAAUACACAGUGGGGUGAUACAGUCCACUCCGGUCGAUUUGGGGGCGCACGGCUCACUGGACUUUACUGAUGUGGCAUUUAAGGAGGGAAAUUCUUCCAACCAGAACGUUGAUGAUCGCACACUUUAUGUCAGUAGCCGGAGUGGAUGUAUGUUAGAGAUAGACUACGGCAGAGCGGUUCUAAAAAAUAUCAGAAGGCUUUUGUUUGCACAGCAGCCACAUGUCCACCGAACAACAGGUCGAGACAUUGGCAUCAACACCAUCAGUGUCUCCUCAGCUUGCUGUGUAACCGGCUCUGAAGAUGGCAUCCUGCAGCUCUGGUCCCCUGAUUUUUCCUCUGUCUUGUUGGAGGCUGAGCACGAGGGAUCAGUGACGGUCGUUUCACUUUCCCCAAACAGCCAGCAUGUCCUGUUUGCCACUUCCACUGGUAACCUGGGUUACCUGGACGUAUGCAGCGGUAGUUACAACAUACUGAUGAUGUCACAUACAGACAGCGUGCUCAGCUUUAGCGUGGAUGGCAUUCGGCGGCAUCUCGCCACAGCAUCCCGUGAUGGCACGAUUCGUCUUUGGGAUAUGGAUUCCAUGUAUGAGCUGUAUGACUUUGUGUCGGAGGACAAGCCCUGCUCAGUGGUUUUUCAUCCAAGCGAGCAAGUCUUCUCUUGUGGUUUCAGCUCCGGCAGCAUCAGAGUAUUUGACACUCGCACUGGCAAAAUACUGGUUGAACACAAGCAGCACAGAAGUGAAGUUGUGGGUCUCACCUUCUCUCCACACGGGGAGUUUAUGUACAGUGCUGAUGCUCACGGCUCUUUAGCCAUGUACAACUCUUCUGAAGAGGGCUAUUCUUUAAUAAGAACAGUGUACAAUAUGGUGGCUCAAGGUACUGAACACGCUCCGGACACUCUCACCGUGAGCAGUGACAGCCGUUGUCUGGCGUUUGUCGGGAUCUCAGCAUUCAUUGUAACCAUCGCAGAUGCACGUUCUCUGGAUGAGUUGCUUCAUGUAGAUAUAAGUAUCUUAGAUGUCAAGAGCACCCAGCUGGAUACUGUUGUGAAGGUUUGCUUCUCUCCGGCCUUUUCUGAUCACCUGCUGGUUGCUACUUCUGCUGACAAGAUCCUGUGGAUUAGCUCCAAGACAGGCCGUCUGUUCCACAAGGUGUCAAAUGUGCACAAACAUCAGUGUUCCUCCCUGGCUAUGAGUGAUGACGGCCAGUUUUUGUUGACGGCAGCAAAUGGUGCAGUGAAUGUGUGGGAUUACAACAUGCAACGUGAUGUCAACUCGCAGAUACUCAUAGGCCACAGUCAGCGUGUCAACCAGGUGAGGUUCACCCCAGACCAGCUGUGUAUAGUCUCAGUUGGAGACGCUGUAUUCCUUUGGGACUUCCUGACACACCCUGUUGACUCAUUUCCGGAUUGCUGCUCACCAGUCAGAGUGGGCAACAACUUACCUUCUGAAAGAGGUAAAUUCACGUUUAUGUUUAUCGCAAGGAGCGCAAAGACUGCAAUUGUUCAUCCAGAGGCAGAAGUGCGUAGUGUUCAGGUGUCCAAUGGGAUGCCUCGACAGACAGCACCACGACCCUCCUCUCCACCAUUACAACUGGACUUGGUUACCAUUGACCAGGAAGCUUUAGGCCCUUCAUCUGUGGGUGAAGAUGCUCGGUUCAUUCCGCCGGUUUCAGUCCCACACACCUAUUCAGGUUCUUCCUCACACCACAGGUCUGCCGCAUCCUUCCUCAAGAUCACAGAAGGCGGCUCCUCUCCCCUGAACGUCAGCCAUGAGAGCACAGCUGAGCUUCAUGGAAAUAAGCCAGUACGUCCAGAUUGUUACAGACACUUUAUUCCACGUCUCAAGAACUCGACUUCUGAUAAGGCUACUGUGUCACCACAACCAGGAGAAGAGGGCAUAAAACUAAAAACUGUGAUUGGCUACAAUGGAAAUGGACGUGGAAACAUGGUGUGGAGCCCCGACCAAGGGUUAUUUGUAUACUCCUGUGGCUCUUUGGUGGUGGUGGAGUAUCAACACACAGGCUGCCAGAAACACUUGCAGGGUCAUGAUGAGGAAGUUUCUGGUCUCGCGCUCACACAUGAUGCACAGACUUUAGCAUCAGCAGCAGCUAGCAGUGAUGGAAGUCGGAGCCUCAUUUGCAUUUGGAACAUCGAGAACGGAAAGUGCCGUAAAACCAUCUCUUACCACAAGGGGGUGGCGCAGAGUCUUGCUUUUUCCAGGGACGACUGCCUCUUCCUCUCAGUUGGAGACUUCUGUGAUCCAGAAGUGGUUCUGUGGAGCACCAGGACUUUCCAGCUCUUGUCCAGUGUGACUAUGUCGGGGCCGAUCCACGAUGCAGCAUUCAGCCCCACAGCAGCCACUCAGCUGGCCUGUGUGGGCAACCAGGGGGUGUAUUUCUGCCUCAUCCACGCCCACAGCCAGAACACGGACCUCAGGGCUGAUAGAGUGAGUGCACCGUCAGAGGUGGGUGUGGUGGAGCUGACUGCGCUGAGCUACCAUACAGACUCCAUUCUUUUCACCGCCACUAAUCGAGGUCAUGUUUGUGCUUGGGACAUCAACACACGGCUCUGCAUAAUGACCUGGGAGGCUGAUGCAGGAGAGAUUGGGGUGCUGGUGUGUCGAGGUAACCGCCUGUUGACUGGCAGCAACACCUGCAGGUUGCGACUAUGGGAGGUUGAUGCUGUAUGGAGCUUAAAGAAACACAAAAAGACGUCAAGUGUUGACCAUGGGGGUUCUGUGGUGAUUUUGGAGCGUGAGAUACUGCUGGAUGGGACAUUGGUCAGUGCAGCAUUCGAUAGCACAAUGGACGUGGGUAUCGCUGGCACCACGGCAGGAACUCUCUGGCACAUUAACUGGGUUGACAAAAGCAGCAUCCGCCUCGUCAGCGGCCAUAAAUCUAAGGUCAGUGACGUGGCGUUUAGCUCAGAUGAGAGACAUUUUGCUGCCUGCAGUGAAGACGGCAGCCUGAGGGUGUGGUUGACUCAGAGGAAUGAACUGGUGGUGCAGUUCCAAGUGCUAAAUCAGGCCUGCGGCUGUGUUUGCUGGAGCUCGACUCCUCCUGGCUCUGCUGGAUGGAGUGCAGCUGUGGCUGUGGGAUACAGUGACGGUUCCCUGCGGAUAUUCCGGCUUUCCUCCUCGGAGAUGGAGAUGAAGUUGCAUCCUCAUCGUACAGCUGUCUGUGCCAUCCAGUAUUCUACUAAAGGUCAUGUGAUCCUUUCAGCAGGGAAGAAUGGUCUGGUAGCCAUUAGCAGCCCAGUGACCGGAGCGACUCUCCACACCAUCAGAGACCACAAAGGUGCACCGAUUACCACCAUCACGUGUGUGAGCACGCAGUGUGAGUCAUUUGGCCUGGAUGGAAAUGAGCUGUGGCUGGCUGCCAGCGUGGACAGACGUAUCAGUGUGUGGGCUGCUGAUUGGUUUAAGGAAAUGUGUCAUCUGCUAGACUGGCUAACAUUUUCUGCUCCGGCAUCUUUAGUGGAUGACGGCCAGCCUCCCACCCUUGCUGCCUUCUGCCCAGCAGACCCUGGACUGGUUGUCUACACAAGCUAUGGCUUAGAGAGGGCGCUGUAUUUUUACAACCUGCUGAAAAAACAGGUAGUAAGAAAAAUCGCUCUGUCCCACUGGGCUACAUCCUUCAGCCUCUCCCCUAACAGUCAACUGAUAGCUGUUGGCUCAAAGGAGCGGGUAUUAAAGUUAAUUAAGUCAACCAGUGGCAGGUUCCAGGACUUCAUCCAGCACAGCGACUCGGUGCACGUGUGUCGCUUCUCUCCCUCUGGUUCUCUCCUUUUCACUGUGGCGUACAACGAAAUCCUGGUGUGGGAGAUUCAAGCUUUUUGAAAAUCUCUUUCGGAGCUACAGACUGUGCUGUUUUCUUAUCCUUCAGUCGGACAUUAAACACUGUAAAUGAUGCAGAGUAAGAGAGAAACAAAUUACACUAAAUGAUAAAUGUCUUCCUCUUCACAUGUGCCUGGAAUGUUUUGUUGUUGCCUCAUGUAAUAAUUUUAUUUGUCCAAAGUCUUCAUGAUUGUAGUUUGUGCAGAAAUGUCAAAAACUUUAAAAUAUACAUUUAUAUUUUUUAAUGA
Messenger RNA from Thalassophryne amazonica, 6053 nucleotides. RefSeq names its product WD repeat domain 90 (gene wdr90). NCBI's taxonomy places the organism in Eukaryota, Metazoa, Chordata, Actinopteri, Batrachoidiformes, Batrachoididae. Bases 244 to 5808 code for a protein of 1854 amino acids. The transcript has 43 exons. The record is from RefSeq and is a predicted model, not a curated record. Gene Ontology annotation, molecular function: protein binding. Gene Ontology annotation, cellular component: centriole.